GCAAGCGCCGGCGGCGGCGGAGGGGGGAGAGACCCGGGUCAGGCCGGGGCCGCGCAGCGCUACCGGGAACCGGGGCCGCCGCGCUCCGCUCCGGUUCCCGGCUUCCCGCCGGGCCGAGCGGGGCCGAGCUGAGCUGAAGAGAGGCGGGCACCGGCGAUACAACCGGCGGGGCGAGCGCGGGGGCCGCACGCCGACCCCCGCCGCGGGGCUCCAGGGAUCCGGGAGCGGCGGGCGGCCGUCGGGGAUGUCCUACAAGCCCAUCGCUCCCGCUCCCGCUACCCCCGGAGCCGCCAGCGCCAGCCCCGCCCCGCCGGGGCCCGGGGCACCGUCCGCCGCCACGAGUGUCGCGUCGCCCUCCGGUUCCGUCCCUGGCGCCGCCGCCCCUUUCCGGCCGCUCUUCAAUGACUUCGGGCCGCCGUCCAUGGGCUACGUGCAGGCCAUGAAGCCCCCUGGGGCGCAGGGCUCGCAGAGCACCUACACCGACCUGCUCUCGGUCAUCGAGGAGAUGGGGAAGGAGAUCCGGCCCACCUACGCCGGCAGCAAGAGCGCCAUGGAGCGGCUGAAGCGGGGGAUCAUCCACGCCCGGGCGCUGGUCAGGGAGUGCCUGGCAGAGACAGAGCGAAACGCCCGCACGUAACGGCAGCUGCCACCCGGGACCCCCCGGGACCUCCCGGUGGUGGCGGCGGGGGCGGGGGGGCCGCCGUGCUGCCCGAGCCCCCCCUCCCCGCGCUCUCCGCUCUUUAUAAAUGCGUGUUUUUAUAAAUAAAGGACAAUGUUGGGA
This is a messenger RNA of Serinus canaria (Common canary), 781 nucleotides long. RefSeq names its product cyclin dependent kinase 2 associated protein 2 (gene CDK2AP2). The record is from RefSeq and is a predicted model, not a curated record. Gene Ontology annotation, biological process: negative regulation of G1/S transition of mitotic cell cycle; regulation of microtubule cytoskeleton organization. The coding region runs from base 245 to 637 and encodes 130 amino acids. The transcript is spliced from 4 exons. Lineage: Eukaryota; Metazoa; Chordata; Aves; Passeriformes; Fringillidae. Gene Ontology annotation, cellular component: microtubule; cytoplasm; nucleus.